This is a messenger RNA of Laccaria bicolor S238N-H82, 564 nucleotides long. RefSeq lists its product as uncharacterized. The record is from RefSeq and is a predicted model, not a curated record. The coding region runs from base 1 to 564 and encodes 187 amino acids. The transcript has a single exon. Lineage: Eukaryota; Fungi; Basidiomycota; Agaricomycetes; Agaricales; Hydnangiaceae.
AUGUUAUCUGCAAAAGGUUUUGAUUUUACAGAUAACAGAGAAAUUUGUGCAAUUAUAUUGUGCCGAGAAUGUACAUUUGAUUUAAAGGCUAAUAGACUUCCAAAAUUUUCUCUUGCUAAUAAUCUUUAUUGUGGGGAACUUCCAGAGCAAUUCCAAGAUAUGACUUGGGUUGAAGAGAUGACUUGUGCCAUCUACCGAGGAACUGCAUAUGUUACACGUCUCUAUGAAUCUCCUGAUCCAAGUCAGCCAUGGGUAUUUAGAGGAAAUACAUGUGCCCAUGAUGUUAAUGUAAUUUCUACUGCAUCGGUUUUACCAUUAACUCCUGAUGCAGUUAAUGAUUUAUUAUCUGUUAUUUUCAUUGGUCCUGGAAAAUACUCAAAAGAAUGUUUAAAACAAGUUUUUCAUGUACGAAAGCAUAAAAUUUGGGCAUUUCUUGUAUGGUUGAAGAAAUAUAAUCCACUUUAUAAAGAAAUACCAUUAUCAAUAGAGAAUCUAAAUAUGUAUCCUGAUGGAGAUGUAAUGCCUGAAAUAGAGAAAAGGGUUAUUUAUGAAAAAAGACAUUAA